Messenger RNA from Kazachstania africana CBS 2517, 384 nucleotides. It is a transcript of the gene AHC2, whose product is annotated as Ahc2p. The record is from RefSeq and is a predicted model, not a curated record. The transcript has a single exon. Bases 1 to 384 code for a protein of 127 amino acids. Lineage: Eukaryota; Fungi; Ascomycota; Saccharomycetes; Saccharomycetales; Saccharomycetaceae.
AUGAUUACACCAACACCUGUUCACGAUUCAGUGAAGGAGUUUCAAGAUAAGAGCAUAGACGAGAACCUAGAUUAUGCGCUAUUGAAACAUGAAAAAUCUCAUUUACAAAGAAAAUUAACAGAACAACGCUAUUUUUACAAACAACUGCAAGUGUUGUACUCCCAAGUUGAAAAGACUAAGAAUUACCAAGAAUUCAUCGAUGUCUUGACCAAUUUGAAACCUCUGCUAAGAGAAAUAUUCACUUUGGAAGGCCAGCAAAGACGGUCGAGUAAGUUUAGCACCGACAUCGAUAUCGACUGGACGAAAUAUGGUAUUGACGUACUGGAAUACGUCUCUGCAAAUGACCAGCUGUUGGCGAUGUACACAGAAGGGUUAUUGUUGUAG